Mesoplodon densirostris (Blainville's beaked whale) is the source of this 313-nucleotide messenger RNA. Its product is annotated as small ribosomal subunit protein eS21-like. The record is from RefSeq and is a predicted model, not a curated record. NCBI's taxonomy places the organism in Eukaryota, Metazoa, Chordata, Mammalia, Artiodactyla, Ziphiidae. Bases 1 to 252 code for a protein of 83 amino acids. Gene Ontology annotation, biological process: endonucleolytic cleavage to generate mature 3'-end of SSU-rRNA from (SSU-rRNA, 5.8S rRNA, LSU-rRNA); translation; endonucleolytic cleavage in ITS1 to separate SSU-rRNA from 5.8S rRNA and LSU-rRNA from tricistronic rRNA transcript (SSU-rRNA, 5.8S rRNA, LSU-rRNA). The transcript has a single exon. Gene Ontology annotation, cellular component: cytosolic small ribosomal subunit; ribosome. Gene Ontology annotation, molecular function: structural constituent of ribosome.
AUGCAGAACAACACCGGCGAGUUCGUGGACCUGUACAUGCCGCAGAAAUGCUCUGCCAGCACCCACAUCAUAGGCGCCAAGGACCACGCGUCCAUCCAGAUGAACGUGGCCGAGGUUGACAAGGUGACAGGCAGGUUCAACGGCCAGUUUAAAACCUAUGCCAUCUGCAGGGCCAUUCACAGGAUGGGCGAGUCAGGUGACUCCAUUCUCCAACUGGCCAAGGCUGACGGCAUUGUCUCAAAGAACUUCUGACUGGAGAGGAUCCUGGAUGUGGAACGUGUGUUAUAAAUAAAGAGUGAAAACCAAAAAAAAA